This is a messenger RNA of Suillus subaureus, 621 nucleotides long. RefSeq lists its product as uncharacterized. Lineage: Eukaryota; Fungi; Basidiomycota; Agaricomycetes; Boletales; Suillaceae. Bases 135 to 557 code for a protein of 140 amino acids. The record is from RefSeq and is a predicted model, not a curated record. The transcript has 10 exons.
AAUGAGCUCCUCUAGUCACAGCACAAAAUUGCUUGAUAACAGGCAUUAUUUGUGCACUCGCCAUUGCAUCAUUCGGUUAGCUCUUUCGAUCUCAGCUGCGUAACCUCUGACUUUUGAGUGCUGCAGCGUGUGGCAUGAUCCUAAGUGGUUUGAUAAUCGUCACGCGAAAUCCAGAAGUUCUAUUCUAUACGAAGUGGUCGCAAGUAGCGUCCCUCACCAGUGCAUUAUGUGAUGCUGUCAUUACAGGGACAAUUUGGUGGUUUUUGCGACCGGCACGAACAGACAACAUUCGGUCGAGGGGUUAUCUCAAUGAAAUGUCACGAGUUUUUAUUCAAAUGGGAUUGUUUUCAUUACUUGUGGCGACUUCCCUGUUUGUGCUCUAUCAGUUCCAGGAAGGUCUUAAUGAUCAAUACUACACUGCUGCGCCUGGGGCGGUGAUCGGAAACUCCUAUAUUAUUUCGAUGCUAUCAGUGCUCAAUGCCAGGAAGUCAGUCCGCGAACGGGAACGACUUGCUCGCGACAUAACGGAACUUCCUACGAUACCCACAAUACUUUGAAUUUUUUUAGCUCUGCUAGUAUAAGACAUGUUCUUUGGCCAGUAUAUAGUAUAUGCCUUAUAGG